Molecule: messenger RNA, 1363 nt
Organism: Penaeus indicus
Lineage: Eukaryota; Metazoa; Arthropoda; Malacostraca; Decapoda; Penaeidae
Product: glutathione S-transferase 1-1-like
Exons: 4
Coding region: 683-1183 (166 amino acids)
Biological process (GO): glutathione metabolic process
Molecular function (GO): glutathione transferase activity
Source: RefSeq, a predicted model, not a curated record
AGGUGCCGCCGCCGAGUCCGCCACCACCCCUCGCUCUCCGCUCCGCCUCAGCCCGGCCGCCUCGUCCCUGCGAGACUCGUGCCGCCGCAGCUGCUGCCUCGUAAGCUACCUCUCCUUGGGAGCCAGCGGGCCGGCGUUUUCACGAAUCCUCCAGGACUCAGACAGUUCAUAUCCCUCAUGGCGUUUGUUACUAAGAUUCAUCGUUCCGAGCUCUUCUUGGCCUGUAUGGCACACACAAGGACAUCUUCGCAUCCCCUUCACCGGGACCCGCACCGCCGUCUCCACUCCUGAACUCGGGUGCAUCUGUCCUGAACGUUCGGAGUCUUCCCAGUAUCUCGCGCAUGCCGGCCGAACGCAUGUGUCACCUGCGGCCUCCAGACAUCAUCUGCAGGCAAGGAAGCUCAGUCUCACGAGCGACCUUGGCCAGGCGCAGAGAACCUGCCUCUCGCCCGUAGGGCAUCCAUACCGACAUGGAAGUGGAAGUUACUAGGCAGAGUUUCUUCCACUGGACGCGUGUAAACGUCGCUCUGCAGGUGUUUCCCAUGCCCGAGCGCACCUGCGACGCGGCUCACACUUCCUCUCUCAGCAUGAGGCUUCGAGGGGGUGGCAAGCGCUCCUGUAGGUGCCUCGCAUCCUCUUUGCUGUGUUACCUUGACGUGCCGUCUGACACAGCCGCGCCAUCAUGAUGUACGUGAUGAACAAAUACGUCACGGAGGAAACGCAGUACUUGUAUCCAACCGACCCGGAGGAGAGAGCACGGGUGGACCGAAUGCUCUUCUUCGACAUGGGGACGCUGUACCACGCUAUCAAGGAGUACUUCGCCCCCAAAAUGCACCAGGGAUUACCUCCAGACCCCGACAAGGAGAACCUGCUGAAGACUAGCUUGGACUACCUGGACACCUUCCUGGAGACGGGCGGCGUCCCUUACCUGUGCGGCGAGAGGUAUACCAUCGCUGACAUUUCCGUCUUGGCGUCCAUCACUGAACUGGACGCCAUGGACUACUCCUACAAGUGCUACGGCGAAGUCCUCAGGUGGAGCCAGAGGAUGAAGGAGAACUUCCCGUUCUACAAGGAGUGCUGCGAGGAAGGAGUGGAGAUGACGAGAGCAAGAGUCAAGCAACUGGAACAAGACCUCAAGAAACAGCUCGAGAAGGAACGCAAACAGUCCAUCACGAAAAAGUAGACUGCCUCACGCCACACGACCCGACCAGGACGGAUCUGGCAGCACUGGGAAGACACGCAGUUGUUACAUGAAUGACUCGACUGUAUUUCAUAGUGUGAGCGGAACAUGUAGAAGAUAAAUUUGUUCAUUGGUGUGUAUUUUCAAUGCAUAAGAACCAAUAUGUAUAAAUAUAUUAUAUAU